Messenger RNA from Physella acuta, 833 nucleotides. Its product is annotated as eukaryotic translation initiation factor 4 gamma 3. Gene Ontology annotation, molecular function: mRNA binding; translation initiation factor activity; protein binding. The record is from RefSeq and is a predicted model, not a curated record. Lineage: Eukaryota; Metazoa; Mollusca; Gastropoda; Physidae. Gene Ontology annotation, cellular component: eukaryotic translation initiation factor 4F complex.
UGAGCGCUCGUAACCGAAUCUGAGCUCAUAUCCUUGGCACCAGUGCAAAUUUUAAACUUAUUCUAUUUUAAACCAACACUAUACUAUAUAAAUUAUAUAACGUAUAACUAUACAACGUGUAAUUAUACUAUACACUAUAAAGUAUACAACGUGUAACUAUAGAACGCGUAACUGUAACUAUACAACUUAUGGAGCCACACGACGCCAAAACUGGGCUAAAUAUUGCUAAGCCGCUGCACAAGAGCCACAAGCCAUGGGUACCCCCACACAAGCGGCAAUCAAAAAAUAAGAACUCAGCACAACUUAGUCAACAAAAGUCUGGAGAUUUAAAAAUUCCACAGCAAAUUAUUGAAAGUAAUUCUUCUUGCGAUGACAUUAAACCUUUGCAUCAAAGUGUAAAUCCCUGGAAACCAACUUGGAAGAUGCUGUUAUCUGGUGAAAUGUUAAGAAAGCGUAAAUCACUUGAAGCUGAGAUACUGUUUAUCAUGAAUCGACUUACCCCAACAAACUUUGAGCGCUUGGCUGUGGAAAUGAGGAGUCUAAAUAUUACAACUUAUGAGGAUUUGCAAGAGCUGGUUAAAAUAUUUUUUGACAAGGUAACAACUGAGACAAAAUUUGUUGAACCCUAUGCACUGCUUUGCAAAAUUAUGGCACCGCUUAAAGUACCCCCUCCAGCAAAUAUGAAAGAAAACCAAUCUACUUUUCGAGUGGUUAUAUUAACCAAAUGCCAGCAGGAAUUUGAAGCUGAUAAGGCUGUUGUGUUUGAGGAUCCGGAAGAGAAGAAGAAGAAAAUUGAAUCAGAAAUACCUGAAGGGCCUGAAAGAACAGUGUAA